AUGAACGAGAGCUGGGAAGAAGAAGACACAAAACGAGUGAAAGAUAUAGCGGAACAUAAGGCUGUAGUGGUACAUUUCUCCGUGAAAAAGAGAGAGCAACGAAAAAUCGAAGUACUUAAAAACAGACGAAUUAACGCUCUCACUAGCGGACAACAGUGUGUUGAGAACACCACAACCACACCCAUACCAGACUAUCUAGAAAGAACGCUAAAACUCGGACCAAACUUUAACGUACAAAACAACGAGAAAAUACCGUAUGUUGCGGUUGUCGCUGAAAUAGAGAAAGCUAUUAAAUACCAAGUAGCAGCGGAUGAUAUUAGAGCCGAUGUAGCAACGGCAAUAAUAAACCACAUUAAUUUCAAAAAACAGCCAAGACAUCAUGAGCACGAGUGGAUCACGAAAGAUGUGAAAAAAAGCCAAAGGUUUUUAAAAGGCAACAAAACGGUAGUCCUGUCUGCAAACGAAUACAAGGAAAAGAUGCAAAAUCUUAUCGAUGAUGAAAAUACAUACAAAAAGCUAAAGGGGGAUCCAACAACAAAAAUAAUUAAGAAAAUCGGCGUGAUAGUAGAUGCAUGGCGUGAUAAAAAGUACAUAGAAACUAAGGUACACAGAAAACUAAAAGUGACUAGCUGCAACCCACCACGGAUCUACGGACUGCCGAAAAUACAUAAACAAGAUAGACCUAUGCGACCAGUGGUAUCAACAAUCGGAUCAGCUACGUACAACUUGGCACAAUUUUUGGCAGAAAUCCUAGGAAAAGUCGUUGGAAAAACCACUUUCCACGUACGAAAUAGCUUCGAGUUUGCAGAAGAAAUAACAGGGACGCAGAUUGCUGAAGGUGCUGUACUCUUUUCGCUGGAUGUAACGUCGCUGUACACAAACAUUCCAAUCGAAGAUGCAAUCAUUUGUAUCAAUGAAAGAUGGAACGAAAUUGGGAAACAUACCAACAUCGAUCAAGGCAGCUUCAUAGCAGCAGUCAGGCUCGUAUUAGAUUCAACCUUCUUCGUCUACCAAGGUACUACAUACUCUCAAUGUUUCGGGGUCCCAAUGGGUUCACCUUUAUCACCUGUAAUUGCAAACCUGGUAAUGGAAAAACUGGAACAACACUGCAUAGCUGAAUUAGAGAAGAAAAACAUCAAUCUAACAACAUACCGCCGGUACGUGGACGACUGCUUCUACUGA
Messenger RNA from Sabethes cyaneus, 1182 nucleotides. RefSeq lists its product as uncharacterized. The record is from RefSeq and is a predicted model, not a curated record. The coding region runs from base 1 to 1182 and encodes 393 amino acids. NCBI's taxonomy places the organism in Eukaryota, Metazoa, Arthropoda, Insecta, Diptera, Culicidae. The transcript has a single exon.